AAUUAUGCGAAGAAGUGGGUGUUUUCUUAUCUCUUUUAUCCACCAUACAACUCGGAAUGCAUAGCCAUGCAAACGGCCGCCUUUAUCCGGUUCCCAUUUCGUUUCAGGCCGACCUUCUGUGUCCUAUUCUCAGUAUUCUUCUGUGGAUUUGAAACUCGAGCUCAGAAACACGAAAAAUGGCAGCUGCAGCCUGCUUGAAUUAUGGUACACCAGCCUCACUCAAGCUGCAUCAGAAGCAGCUCAAAACGGGAAACAACUGCAUGUUUGACAUAACGAUGGUGGGAAAAAGAAGCUUGAUGAUGAUGGGGGUGAGAGGGAGACAUUGUAAGGCAAACAAAAGGGUAGGGACGGUGAGGUGCAGUGGGAUAGGAAUAGGGGACUUUAUAGGAGGGGAUUUGGUGAAAUUUGAUCUGGGUCAAUGGCUGUCGGAUGUGGAAGAGCACAAAGCCCUCGCCAUUUACACCCCGCAUGAGGGAGGCUACGAGGGUCGAUACUUUACACGACUCCGAUACCAGGGAUACUAUUUCCUCGACCUCACUGCUAGAGGCCUUGGAGACCCUGAGACCACCCUCACCAAGAUUCACCCUGUUUGCCCUGCACAUUUAGGAAAACAGCCCAUUGCGAGGUGGUAUUUCCCACCGGAGGUUGAUUACAGGCUCGAUGCACUGCCUCCAGAUGCCAAAGGACUUGUGGUGUGGAUAAUUGAAGCCAAGGUUCUUUCCAAGUCGGAAUUGCAGUUUCUCGCUCUGCUUCCCUCGCUGCGGCCCAAAGUCAGGGUCAUUGCUGAAUGCGGUAACUGGAGAAAGUUUAUGUGGAAGCCACUCAAAGAGAUUGCGGGACUAACUGAGAUUAAGGAAGUAUGACAACACAAAGACCUACACAGAGAAUGUCGGCAUAUUCUGUGUCCGGCUUUGCUCUGAUCGUCCUCUCAGCUUAAGGCAUCUAUAAUGCACGGCAUGUGGGACAAAAGGUCAAGAAGAUUUUAAUGGAGGACAGGAAACAAUCCAGAGCCCUUGCAAAUCAUUAACCAAGCAAGUACUAUGUUCUUCUUGAACUGAUGUAGUAUAAAGUAAAGAAUAUAUUUCAAUCCAAGAUGAAUCAACUAGUAGUUUCACCCUCAUGA
Messenger RNA from Carya illinoinensis, 1123 nucleotides. RefSeq names its product NAD(P)H-quinone oxidoreductase subunit N, chloroplastic-like. Gene Ontology annotation, molecular function: oxidoreductase activity, acting on NAD(P)H, quinone or similar compound as acceptor. The transcript is spliced from 4 exons. Lineage: Eukaryota; Viridiplantae; Streptophyta; Magnoliopsida; Fagales; Juglandaceae. Bases 177 to 863 code for a protein of 228 amino acids. The record is from RefSeq and is a predicted model, not a curated record. Gene Ontology annotation, cellular component: membrane.